CUUAGCAAAGAUGAAGGGAUAAGGAAGUUAGGAAGGAAGAGGAGGAGAAGCCAUAAAGAAAAAGAUGGCGGGCGGCGUGUCAGUGCAUCCGAGGUUGAUGUAUUCUUUCGUCGGAACUCGUCUCCGACGUUGCUCCUUGCAACAACCCCUUCCUCAACUAUUUCGUUACAACCCAGGAAGCAAGCAUGUUUCCAUGCGGUUAUCUCGAACAUUUUCUGGCAUCACCAGUCUCUUAUUCAAUAGAAGAAAUGUAGAUGAAUUGCCAGGCAAGCGCAAACGUCUGAGGCCGGGAAAUGUUUCUCCUCGUCGAGAAGUUCCGAAGGAUAUUCCUAGGCCUCCAUAUGUAAAGUCUAAAACUCCAGCAGGACUUGUGACUGGCCCUGAAGUUCAUGAUGAGAAGGGGAUAGAAUGCAUGAGAGCUUCUGGAAGGCUUGCUGCACAGGUUCUUCAAUAUGCUGGCACCUUAGUCAGGCCAGGCAUAACAACUGAUGACAUUGACCAAGCUGUUCACCAAAUGAUAGUUGAUAAUGGUGCAUACCCAUCUCCUCUUGGCUAUGGUGGUUUUCCAAAGAGUGUCUGCACGUCCGUGAAUGAAUGCAUUUGCCAUGGAAUACCGGAUUCCCGUGUGCUUGAGGAUGGUGAUAUAAUCAACAUUGAUGUUACCGUUUAUUUAAAUGGCCAUCAUGGUGACACAUCUGCAACUUUCUUUUGUGGAGAUGUUGAUGAUGAGGCAAGAAAACUAGUUCAGGUAACUAAAGAAUGCUUAGAUAAAGCAAUAUCAAUAUGCGGUCCGGGUGUGGAAUACAAAAAGAUAGGCAAAAUAAUUCAUGAUCAUGCAGACAAAUUCGGUUAUGGGGUCGUGAGACAGUUUGUUGGUCAUGGAGUUGGAAAAGUUUUUCAUGCUGAUCCAGUUAUUCUUCACUAUAGAAACAAUGAACGUGGACGGAUGAUGCUAAAUCAAACCUUUACAAUCGAACCAAUGCUAACUAUAGGCAGCAUCAAACCUGUUUUGUGGGAUGAUAACUGGACAGUGGUGACGGAAGAUGGAAGUCUUUCGGCGCAGUUUGAACACACCAUUCUUGUAACCUCGGAUGGAGUCGAGAUUAUGACUCGAUGCUGACGGACACAACAGUUAAUAUUUGCGGAUAGCCAAUUGGAGAACCACUAUUAUUGAAAACUUAAAUUGAUUUAAUCACUUCCAGACUAAAAGGGAGUAGAUUCUGAAAGAUUAAAAGAACUAAAAUUUUUGUUGAUAGUCUCCCCUGCUUCUUGUAUUCUUUCUGCAGGUUAGUUCAUCAUGGUUUUCCAAUUAUAGUUGACACAUUCUUUCACAGUUUUUCUCAAAAUUUGGGGAGAAAAAUAUGGGUUCAGGUUUUGAGACUGUAUACUUAGUAACCUUAUAUGCAAGUAAGAAGGAACCAUGUGCUGUAUUAUCUUUUUCAA
Messenger RNA from Arachis stenosperma, 1443 nucleotides. Its product is annotated as methionine aminopeptidase 1D, chloroplastic/mitochondrial. Bases 65 to 1120 code for a protein of 351 amino acids. The transcript has 10 exons. Lineage: Eukaryota; Viridiplantae; Streptophyta; Magnoliopsida; Fabales; Fabaceae. Gene Ontology annotation, biological process: proteolysis. Gene Ontology annotation, molecular function: metalloaminopeptidase activity. The record is from RefSeq and is a predicted model, not a curated record.